Messenger RNA from Amoebophrya sp. A25, 1218 nucleotides. The record is from the annotation of a GenBank genome assembly. NCBI's taxonomy places the organism in Eukaryota, Dinophyceae, Syndiniales, Amoebophryaceae.
CACAACGGUUGUGUCCAAGAGGGUCUAGAUUUGUUCUGGCACCUUUUCCGGUUGAAACAAUCCUUAGAAUACCUGUAUCCGAAGCAUUACCACUUGAUCUACGUCCGCCGUUUUGAGUCGGCCGCGGAUCUCUUGCACUUCUUCGACCCAAAGAAAUCCGGAGAAAAGUUGAUCAAGAACCUGGUCUACUUCGAGAUGCGCCUCCACGGGCAUCCGGAUAUGAUGAAGGUAGACAGGUUUUUCAUGAUUGAGGCGGAUGAAGAGGACGAAGGAAGUCGAUCUUUUUGGAAGUCGAUGCGAAAAGCGAAGAACAAGUGCACAACUCAGCAGAAGCAAGAGAAACUACAACAGCGCACCACGACGAUGGAAGACACAACUUCUAGGAGCUCGUUGCGUAAGAACAAUGCUCCAGAUGAUGUUGAAAAUGGUAUUAACCCUAAUCUCCCUGCAUCGACAUCAUCAUUCACAUCAACUACUCCAUUCACAUCAGCGACGUCCCCCAAAAGCAAGAAGAAAAAGCAGCUAAAGCGUAGCCGUUUCAAGAUGAUGUCGAACGCAACCCGUGCCCCGAUCGGUGGCACCUUUGCGGAGAGAACAGGAUGGUGCUGUGUGCCGACAAAGACAUUGCGCAAGUACCUCAACUUUUCCUCGACCCCUGACCCUGCUGUGGCCCCUAGUUCGAGUAGAACCAACAGGGACAUUCUCGCUGCUGCAGGAGAUGCAGCAGAUGAGGAGGAUGAGUCGUUUUCUAGAAUUGAUUUCUCGUCAAGCGAGGACGAACAGAUGCUGUUUGAAUAUGAACGAGAGCAGAACCAAAUCUGCAAGAAGUCGGGCUAUAUCGCGGCCUCUACCACAAGUUAUAAUCGUGAUGAAGUAGUGGACUGCUACAGCUCGUCCUCUACUGACGAAGAUCAAGAUGAAAGGCAUGAAAAGGAUGCUCUUUUAGAACGACUUGGUGCAGCUGGGCCUGGACCUGAUGGUUCGUCCUCCUUCGGACUCGAAGAAGAGGAAGAACAGGAAGAAGAGGAAAUACUGGCUGCCCAAAGUUACUCUGGAAAAAUUAACGACACCAGUGAGGAUGAGCUCUCCUCUGAAAACGAAGCUUUAGCCGAAGCUUUAGCCGAGGAGAGCACCUCUUCAUCUUCUUCUGAAGAUGAAGAUUCUACAACUGAGGACGGAGAUGGCGCUCGUGUUGAAAAACAAGAGGACAAGGAGCGG